Messenger RNA from Bufo bufo (common toad), 2980 nucleotides. It is a transcript of the gene ARHGEF3, whose product is annotated as Rho guanine nucleotide exchange factor 3. Gene Ontology annotation, biological process: positive regulation of Rho protein signal transduction; intracellular signal transduction. Gene Ontology annotation, molecular function: guanyl-nucleotide exchange factor activity. Lineage: Eukaryota; Metazoa; Chordata; Amphibia; Anura; Bufonidae. The coding region runs from base 508 to 2178 and encodes 556 amino acids. The record is from RefSeq and is a predicted model, not a curated record. The transcript is spliced from 12 exons.
GGCGGGGUCUAGCGUUCAAACUCAGGGCAGAGUUACAGGGAAGUCUCGGUACGUUACAUCGCCGCCGCUCCAUCUACCGGUGGCUGAACGCUGAAGUAAACUGCGGGGACCCGCGGUGCCCCCAGCCUGGCACAGUGGCACCACAGAGGUAGAGGGACGACCACAGCCUGGCACCACAGAGACAGCGGAACGUCCACAGCCUGGCACCACAGAGACAGCGGGACCCCCCCAACCUGGCACCACAGAGACAGCGGGACCCCCCAGCCUGGCACCACAGAGACAGCCGAACGUCCACAGCCUGGCACCACAGAGGUAGAGGGACCCCCCCAGCCUGGCACCACAGAGGUAGAGGGACCCCCACAGCCUGGCACCACAGAGGCAGCGGCGGGGCCCCCACAGCCUGGCACCACAGAGUCAGCGGCCGGACCCCCACAGCCUGGCACCACAGAGGCAGCGGCCGAACCCCCACAGCCUGGCACCACGGACCCCCACAGCCUGGCACCGCUCAUGCAUCAGGGAGGAAGCCUGAACAGUCCGGCUGAGAGCAGGACCACAUGGCAGCCGACCAAUUCCUUCUCCUUGUUUUCCUCCCCUAAAGGCUGGAACUUUAAAGGGAGGAAAAGGAAGCAGAGUUCCCAGGACCAGGAUGAUGCCAUCAGCGUAUGCAGCCUCAGCAGAAAUGAUGAACCAAGUACCAAACGGGUCAAACCACUUUCGAGGGUCACAUCACUUGCGAAUCUUAUUCCCCCAGUGCGGGCAACUCCUUUAAAGCGAUUCAGCCAGUCACUGCAGCGUUCUAUUAGUUUCCGGGGUGACAGUCGUCCAGAUCUGUUUACCCCAAGACCAUGGUCAAGAAAUGCUGCUCCUUCCAUCACAAAACGCAGGGACAGCAAACUCUGGAGUGAGACCUUCGACGUUUGUGUCAAUCAAGUGCUGACAUCUAAGGAGAUCAAGCGUCAGGAGGCUAUUUUCGAGUUAUCUCAAGGAGAGGAAGACUUAAUAGAAGACUUGAAGUUGGCAAAAAAGGCAUAUCAUGACCCAAUGUUGAAGCUAUCUAUAAUGACAGAAGAAGAACUGAUGCAGAUAUUUGGAACCUUGAAUUCUCUUAUUCCUCUGCAUGAAGAUCUCCGCAGACGCUUGCGUGAUGUCAGAAAACCAGACGGGUCCACAGAGCAUGUUGGUCACAUCUUAGUCGGCUGGUUGCCAUGCCUAAACUCUUAUGACAGCUACUGCAGUAAUCAAGUGGCAGCCAAAGCCCUGCUGGACCACAAGAAACAGGACCAUCGAGUGCAGGACUUCCUACAACGCUGUCUAGAGUCACCUUUUAGCCGAAAAUUAGACUUAUGGAAUUUCUUAGACAUCCCUAGAAGUCGACUGGUGAAAUAUCACUUACUACUGAAGGAAAUACUCCGACAUACUCCAAAUGAUCACCCAGAUCAGCAGCAUUUGGAGGAAGCUAUUAAUAUAGUUCAAGGGAUUGUAACAGAAAUUAACAUAAAAACAGGAGAGUCUGAAUGUCACUAUUACAAGGAGAGGCUGAUUUAUCUUGAAGAUUGUCAGAGGGAUCUACUGAUUGAUAACUCUCGGGCUCUGUGCUGUCAUGGGGAGCUGAAGAAUAACAGGGGAGCAGUGCCAUUUCUCUUCCAGAAGUUUCACGUGUUCCUCUUUCAAGAAGUCCUGGUUAUUACAAGAACUAUAACGCAAAAUGACAAUGUUUGCUAUCAGCUCUAUCGACAACCAAUCCCUGUAAAGGACCUUGUAGUGGAAGACUUGCAAGAUGGGGAGGUCCGCGUGGCCGGAUCGUUACGUGGUGCCUUCACCAACAAUGAGAGAAUAAAAAACUUUUUCAAAGUAGGUUACAAGAAUGGUCCCCAGGCCCAGUCUCAUUCUUUUCAAGCAAAUGACACUUUCAACAAGCAACAGUGGCUGAAUUGUAUCCGGCAGGCCAAAGAGUCCGUCUUGUGUUCUGGAGGAGACAACCUGCUGCCUUUAGAAGGACACUUAAUAUCGGCAGAGGGAAGCAGUGAUCCUCAGCCGACCACGAGGUCUGAACAAAUGGACCACUCAGAUAGUAUCUCAGACUGCAGUAUGGACACAAGCGAGGUCAGCAUGGACUGUGAACAUAUGGAACAGACGGACUGUAGCAUACACAGCAAGCACGUUGAGAGCGAUGUUUGACAAAACCUGGAAUUAAACUGCUUGUUACCUGUACAGUAUUUGCAUUCCGCCUAUGGAGCAGUUAGAGAAGCACUUUUAUAACGGAGGUCGCCACCGAGACUUGUAGUAUUCAUGGACAACAGUACUGUAGCAACCGGCUGUAACUGCCAGCUGGACCUGCACCUACCCCAUCUUCUAAAUCAGCUGUGCGCUGGGAUAGAUUGUUUCUAUCCAGAAAGCUCCACCGGCAUGCUGUUAAGAAGAGUCUUUUAAACUACUGUCUAUAUGUGUAUCAUAUACAAAAAUAUAUGUUUACUGUAAAAAGAAAAAAAAUGUACUAUUUUUUUCUACAAAUUAACACUGUGUCUUAGUACAAAUGCCUCAGUUCUCUUUUUAAAAUAAGGAACAUCUUGAUAAGAUAUUAAGAAAGUAUAAAAAGUUCCCUGUGCUAGUUAAAGGGUUUUACCAGUACAAGUGAUGGCAUGGCAUAUCAUCGGGGGAGACCUGAUUUCCGCUCCACCACCGAUUCUCCGAAUGAGAACUCCUUCAUAGUUUUCCCUGCUCACAGCCCAAUUCACUUAAAGGGGUUGCCAGCUUAUUUUUUUUUUUAUAUUGAUGACCUAUCUUCAGGUCAUCAAUAUCAGAUUGGCUGGGGGCCUGACUCUGUUAACCCUGCCGAUCAGCUGUUUAAAGAGACAGCAGCGUCUUCUCCUCACUGUUUAACUGCUCGCCGUCACAAUUACAAUGGCGAGCAGGUGUGAGUACAGCUCAUCCGUUCCCAUUCACUUCAAUAGGUAUGCUCCAUCCUAUUCACUUGAACAAG